AUGGCCAGAGGCCACAAUCUCAUCUCCCCACUCCCCCGCAUCCCCACGUCCCCGCCACUUCUCUUCCUCGCUCCCGUUCCCGCAACCCCCGUAAUGAAUCCCUACCAUCCAGACCACCACCUCUCCCUCCCAUUUUCCUCCAAUCAUCCCCACGGACCUCGUCCUCAGGUCCCCACGACCUCAGGCUCCUUCGCCGGCGAAAGGACUACGCCCACGAACAUCGACCUCUUCCAGCUCUCCGCCGCCGGACCUGCACGCCCCGCCACCCAGCCCAUAGAUUACUACGACCACACCUCGCUGGUACAUCCCGCUAUACAGCAGGGCUUCCCAGACAUCUACCCCUUGACCACCAUUCCUCCCGUCAUCCCCACGUUUCGUGAGGCCUCUCCGCAUCAAGAGCACCCACCGACGCCGUUGAGCCACACAGUCACCGGUUCCUCGGAGCCCGUCCAGUCUCAUCGGCCCUUUCAAUCUAGGCCUCGUGCCGUUCCCCAGCACGACCACCGCGAUCAUCUCCACCCCAUUCUGCAACAGGGCUCGCAAGCGCGCUACCCCGCCGCCGCCCUCCCGCCCAUCGCGUCCACUCCGCGAGUGGUUCCCUCCUCGUACCACUGCUUCCCGCCCCCGCCGUCGGGCCACACUGUCACGGGGGAUACACAAUUCUUCCCUUCUCAUGAGUACGUCCCGCCCAUACCUCGCGCCGCUCCUCUCCCUCAGCGUCAAGGUGCGCCCGCUUCGACGAACCUGACGGAGUGGGGGCCGCCACCCGCAGCGACAACGACGCGGAAGCGUCGCGCUCCAUCCGAGGCCGGUGCGACGCCGUCGAAGAAGGCCAAAACCGGUUUUUUAGAGGAUGCUUCCGCUUCAAUUUCCACCCGCUCCGAGGCAGCUAGCGGGGAUGACGAUGACGACGACAGUUCCAAUCUCUACCCGUUGGACACACCCAUCAGGUGUCGAUGGCCUCUUGAUUCAGGCCGACGGUGCAACGCGCAGCACACCCUCGAGUCGAUCGUCGACCACACGUUGGGACACGUCCCGGACGACGGGGGCAAACACCUGUGCAUGUGGGAGGACUGCGAUUCGACGACCUCCAAGACACCCUCCGCGUCGGAGGACCAGAAGUGGCAGGUCAAGCGCCGCAUGCGCGUGGCGAUGGGGAAGAAGAGCCUCGAGCGCCACCUCAGGCAAUGCCACUUCCGCCUCGACGACAAGCACUGUCGCCACUGCGGGACGUCUGCACGGUCCGACGUGUACAACCACGUCCACGGCCCCGCCAAGUACUGCAAGCACAACCCCAAGAACGCUUCCCAGGCGUCGUCGCACACGGACCCGUCUCCCCCUCCCGCUGCUUCCUCCGGCUCGACUCCCGAGUUCGUCCAGGGCUCCAGCGGUGGCUCCUCUGCGUCGUCCGCGACUGAGGAGCCCGUCGAAACCCACCCCUUCCUGAGCUACGCCGCACCGGGGCCGUCGGCCGCCCUUCCUGCUCAGUUUAUCGGGUUCCCGGCGAGCGCGGGAACCGCAUGGCCAUACACCGUUGCCCUCCCGCACGCCCCGCGUUAUCCCUCCGCUCGGCCAUCCUCCCUCUCCGCCACCCACGCGCCGACGUUUGCUCCCACCUCGCUCUCUAGCGUCCCGCCCAUGCCGUCCGUCUCCUCUCUCCCUGCGGCCACGCCCUCCGUUCAAGUAAGCCCGGACACCCCUGCGCUCGUUCGCAACCCCGAGUUCUUCCCCGCCUCCGCCGCUGGGUCCAACGGCGCACUUUCCGUCUCUCCGAACCCCAGGUCGGUUUCCGUGCCCCCGACGGCGCCGAGCUGGCCCAUCCUGCCGCCGCCGGUCCCCGCGGGCGCUCCGGAGGGCUUGAUCCCUUUUCCGCCGCUCGACUCCGCUGCUGUCGGCGAGUUUCUGGAUUCUUCUCUGAAGCCGUACUAUCCCAGCCCCGACUCGUUCGGCGAGUUCUUCGGCCUGUCCGACUUGGACGUCGAGGAGUACUUUAGGCAGCUCUGA
This is a messenger RNA of Epithele typhae, 2004 nucleotides long. RefSeq lists its product as uncharacterized. The transcript is spliced from 3 exons. NCBI's taxonomy places the organism in Eukaryota, Fungi, Basidiomycota, Agaricomycetes, Polyporales, Epitheliaceae. The record is from RefSeq and is a predicted model, not a curated record. Bases 1 to 2004 code for a protein of 667 amino acids.